UAGGUUUCACCUCUAAUCCUCUAUCUAUAAAUUAAAUGUUAUUUUUCUGAGAUUUGUUUGUUUCUCCUCCAUGUAUCAAUUAAAUAUUUUUAGUGAGAUUUGUUUGUUUCUCCUCCAUCUAUAAAUUAAAUAUUUCUUUUGGUCUGAGAUUUGUUUCCAUCUAUAAAUUAAAUAUUUUCAGUGAGAGAUUUGUUCCAUCUAUGAAUUAAAUAUAAUUAUUGGAGAUUUGUUUCAGAGUUUGAGAAUAAAUAGUUUGUCCUUGCUUAAACAAACCAGAAUUCAUCAGUUUUGAAUUUCAACACAAGAUAGCUUUAGCAAGUGCAAGCCAUCAAUUUCGAUGAUUUCAACACAAGAUAGCAAGCGAUUUAGGGUUAGCAAGCCAUCGAUGAUGAUUUCAACACAAGAUAGGCUUAGUAACCUUCCUGACUCAAUUCUCUCUCACAUUCUCUCUUUUCUUCCAACCAAAUUAGCCGCCCGCACAAGCAUCCUCUCAAAGAUCUGGAAAUCAAUAUGGCUUUCUCUCACCACUUUGGAUUUCACUAUUGGAAUCACCCCAAACCAUGUUAUACACUCAAUCAUACUAUCUCGUGACAUCAAAUUGCCAAUACUAUCAUUCCGCCUAACGUGUGACAAACCUGAAGAUGAAGAUUUAGACUCAGUUAUUAAGAUAGCAAUACAAAGAAGAGUUGAAACCCUAGAACUUAACAUGCUCUCUUACCCUUUAGAGAUGAAAUUCUUUUCUAAUUUUUUCACUUCUAACACUCUUACUGUUCUCAAGCUUACACACAUAUAUAUUGUCAAAGACCUUCCUGGAAUAAGUGUUUCUUCUUCUAUCAAAACUAUUUAUUUAGAUGAUGUCAUUUUCUGUCGUACUAGCUAUGUCAUCAACUUUUUCUCCGCCUUUCCCAAUCUAGAGGUAUUGCAAACAAAAUGCGUAGGUGUUUACGAUUGGUCUAAUCUACCUGCACCUGGAGCAAUGAUGGAAUGUUUGCCCAAUUUGGUGAGAGCUGAUAUUAAUGACCAUGUACUUAUUCCUUUACUCCCCUUUUCCAGGGCACUCAUUCUCAAUUUAGGGAAGGUAUGGUCGCACCCCUUUGUACAAGUCCCCAAUUUUUACAAUUUAACUCAAAUGGAGCUAUUCAUUGACUUGGACCAAUUAGGGAAGUGGAUACUUAAACUGCUUCAACAUACUCCCAAACUUGACCAUCUUAUCAUUCAUCAUCAGGAAAUAGAAAAUCAGAAGGAAAUCUAUGCGAUGAAUCGGGAGCGCAUAAAGAAGAUGAAUAAUCAGGUGGACCCAAAGAUGGUUCCAGAAUGUCUUUCUUCUCGGCUCAAAACUUGUUUGUUUCCAAGUUGGAGAGGCAAAAACUACGAGCUUCAAUUUGCUGAAUAUAUCAUGCGAAAUUCAAAAGUAUUAAGUACCAUGACAAUUCAGUGCUCCUCUUCCUUGGAUUUAAAUGCAAAAUAUCAAAUAUUACAAAAAUUAUCUCUAUAUCCAAAGGGCUGUAAACUUAUAUUUGACUGAUUCUGGAAUACAUUUAAAUGCAAAGUAUUAAGUAUUACAAAACUCAUCUCCAAGUCCAAAGGGCUGUAAAGUUAUAUUUGAUUGAUUCUCUAUGUGAAAUACAUUAUCUUUCUAUAUGCAAUUUAAAUUCAUUAUAAUCCCUCACAAUUCUUACUUUUUGUUUUUUAUUUUAACUGUUUUCAUCACUAAGUAUCAUUUUCUUUUCUCGCAACUGUUUUAAGUUUGUUGUAACCGGUGUAUUUUGUUACAUGCUUAAUUUGGCAAAGAUCACAAAAUGCCUUACUUUUCCCUCUCUAUACAGCCAUAGAAUGAAAAAGUCUCAAUUGAAAAUGCCUUUAUUGCAUGCCCUCCUUGUUUUCGAGAGUAGUUUAUGAAAUUUUAAGCAUUAGUCAUUUCUCUUGGUCGUUCUUAUUCUGUCUGUCCAACAUGUUCUAAUUCUAUUGUGUGGUAGUCAUUUCUCUUGGUUUGUGCUUUCAUAUAAGAUAUAAUUUACUGAGAACUUUGUUUGGUCUUUAUAUAUGCAAUGCAUGCUACUGUGAUGGAUUUAAACCAAACAUUCAUAACAAACCAACUUUUUGGACGGAGAACUGGGAUGAAUGGUAUGAACAAACUCAUCCUUCAAGGGAAUUGUCCAUUAAUAAGACACAUGGUUGUCAAUAGUGGCUGUAGAAAAUGUUGUUGUAGAUUGCAUUAUUGUACAUGCCACCAAUAGUCGCUACUACUUCUUUCUGGAAACCCUUGUUUUAACCAUGUUUAUUACUAUCUCUUUACUAAAUUCAGAAAUUGAACUUUUACUCUGCUUUCUUUGCCAUAGUAUCUGCCACUGUAGAAGUCAAGGUCAUAUAUCACUUUCUAUUUCCCUUUUCAUCUAAUUUUGAUUCUCAUUUUUUGCGUUAGACGUUGACUUAAAGUUCUUCCUUUGUUGAAGAUGGUCCUUUCCUAUUCUUUUGCAGGUAGCAGAUCCUGUUGUCUCAUUUUGUGAAAUAGUUGUUGAUUCUUCAUCCAUGAAAUGUUUUGCUGAAACAACAAACAAGAAGAAAAAAAUAACAAUGAUUGCGGAGCCACUAGAAAGAGGUCUGGCAGAAGACAUAGAGAAUGGUGUUGUUAGCACUGACUGGAACAAAAAGUAACUAGGUGAAUUUUUCCAGACUAAAUAUGAUUGGGAUCUUCUUGCUGCUUGGUCAAUCUGGGCUUUUGGCCCUGAUAAGCAGGGCCCUAAUAUUCUUUUAGAUGACACCCUUCCUACUGAAGUUGACAAGAACCUGCUCAAUGCUUUAAAGGAUUCCAUUGUUUACUUUGAUAAUGUUAUGUCAUUUAACAGAUUUCAGUGGGGUGCACGGGAAGGACCUUUGUGUGAUGAACCCAUUAGGAAUGUUAAAUUUAAGAUUGUUGAUGCAAGGACCUUUGUUUCUUCUUGGUGCUCUUUCACUUUCUACUGCUGGAAUGCUUGUUCCAUAUGGUUCCUUCCUUGUACCUCCAGGCUCAGGUUCUUCAACUGGUGGUACCGUUGCCAAGGAUGCCAUUGGCAAUGAUGUAGUUGCAUCAGAAUGGCUCAAGGUUCAUGGACCUGGUGACCGUACUCUUACACAAGGAUUAAAGGGUGAUCCUACCUAGUGGUAGAGAAAGAUAGAACACUUGCAACAUUUGCAAUUAACGCCGUAUGCACUCACCUCAGGUGUGUCAUGCCUUUUAAUCAAGCUGAGAACAAGUUCAUCUGCCCCUACCAUGGAUCUUAGUACAAUGACCAAGGAAGAGUUGUGAGAGGACCUGCACCUUUGUCUCUGGCAUUUGCCCAUUGUGAUGCUGGUGUGGAUGAUGGGAAGGUAGUGUUUGUUCCUUGGAUUGAAACAGAUUUCAGAACAGGUGAUGCUCCAUGGUGGUCUUAGAGUUGUUAAACUUGUCCCUAUAUUUAAAAAUGACAGUCUAAGCAGAAUGUCCUUUUUGUAUAUGGCUGGAGUGACGUAAUUUUUCUGAAGCUAACAAUGGUUGCUUGUCUUUUAAUUUAAUUUAAUCCUAUAUACAUUGACAGAUUAUUUAUGUUUAACAAUAAAUUUCAACUUGCAUAGAUUUUACUAAUAAUAUGAAUUUCUUGCUUAAAUCUGUCAGUACUCAGAAGUUGAACGUCAUAACAGUGAACAGUGUUGAAAUUGGUGCAAAUACAUGCAUUGACAGGAGAAGGUUGGUUAUUUUAGGGCUUAUCCUUUUCUAUUUAGUUUAGUGAUGUGUCAAAAAUGGUGAUAUAGUUUGAUUUUCACUUGAAGGAAUGUUAGCUCUAAUAUUUAUAUUUGUAGUUGAAAGGGGCAAUUUUUUUCUUUAGUAACUGCAUUAAUGGAAUUUUUUGAUACAAUUAUUGCUAAUGAAAUUUUUUAGAGCACACUUAUUGCUAUGAAAAUGAUAUAGAUUUGCCCCUUUCAAAAAACACACGAGCUAGCUUAAGUUGUGUCAAGUGUGAGCUUCCCUCUUUGUUUGUUAGAGGAAAGAAAAAGUAAAACUAGUUUUUGGGUUUAUUUGUUAAGAUUAAGAAAUAUUGUUUUCUGAUGGGCAGAAAAAAUCAGUCAAAGGUAUUGGAUUCUAAAUAUUCAAAAUUAUGACAGAAAAUGGAAAAUGGAGUAUUAGAUUCUAAACUAUCCUUUGAGUGGAUUAUUUAGUAUAUCUUGUGUUAUAUUCCAUCUUGUUGAGUUAUAGUUUGUUGACACCUAGCAUUGAUGAUAUCCAUGUGGUCAUUAUGUGGUGUUUCUAGUGAUAUUUUGUCAUGAGCUUUUCUUGUUGAUCAUGAUGCCUUGUGUUUUGCUUUUUCUUGUUUGUUUUUUACCUCUGAUAUGCUCAAAUUUAUAGGUAAGACUUGCAUUCGGGAAUUGUUGACCAAAUGGGUAAUCACGACGCCAUAGCAACAUGCAUUGGAUAUUCCAAUGAAACAUGUAAGCUACUUACCUAACCUAUGCUCCUUGUUUCUAUUUGUUUCGGUUAUAAGUUAUAAAAUUUUACUUUUAUUGUUUUUCAUUUGUUAUUUGAAUGGACACAAGAUGAGAUAAGAUAGAAAACAGAGUCAUUGAAGAGAAUGUUGGGAAGCCCACUAAAGAGAAUGUUGGGAAGCCCACAGUAAUUAUAAAUUGUUUGAAUGUUUGUUUUGGGCAAAUGAUAGGUCUAUCAAGGUCAAGCUUUAUUUUGUCCAAGUUCUUAUUAUGAUCUUGAUUGUUGCGUGUUUGUUAAUUACUUCAGGAUUUGACAACAAGUUAUUGUCAUGGGACGUUCGUACGAAGAAGGCUUCUCUUACUGAGUUGAGUUUCUCUCAUGUAUUUUCUCUUAAAACUUAGCAUAUGUACAUUGUUUUGAGCUAAAAAUGGUAAUCUUGAUUGUUUUUAUUUCUGAAAUCUCCUAGAAGUCAUUAAUCUUAUUAGGUUGGAUCUAUAUGGAUUUUUAAUUGUCAAAUUCACAAAUUUCUAAUUUCUUAACUUGUUCUUGGAAUUGGUAUUGUUCUCUAAGUAGGUAAUUUGAUUGAUACGAUUAUAAUGUUUUUUGCGAUUUUUUUAAUUAGGCCUAUUUUGUUUUGAUUAAAAUUAAUAACUAAAAUUAAGCCUAACAAAUUUUGAUUAAAAGUUAUUACAAACAUUUGCUAUAAAUUAGCUUGAGAUUUACUAUGAAAUUUUGGCGGCGAUAUUGUAGUUGUAUAGUUGGUGAAAACAUAACUCAAAAAAGACAUUUUGCUGGAACUUGGUUGUGGUUUAGCAAGAAACUUUAAUAUAUUAGUUUGAGUUUUGCUAGGAAAUUUUGGCCAAGAUAAUUAGUCACUCAAUCUAUGCUACGGCAUAUAUUGUAGCUAAUCCCCAACAAAUCUCCAACUAACUCUGUUUGAUAGAGAUUAGCUACUAAUUAGCUAUUGUAUCUGUCAUAGCAAAAUACACAUUUUCUUGUGGUGUUAUUAGAACUCAUUUAGGAUAUUUUAGAACCAAUACAAUAAUGUAACCUAUAACAUAUCUAUAAUUUUAUGGUGCUGAAUGAUAAUAUUAUCUUUAGGGUGUGUUUGAUUCGAGGUAAAUGGAGGGGAGGGGAGAGAAUAUUUAUAAUAAAAUGUGUUUGGUUUAAUUUUUAGGAGGGGAUAUGAGGGGAAGGGAGAGAAUAUUUAUAAUAAAAUGUGCUUGGUUUAAUUUUUAGGAGGGGAUAUGAGGGGAGCGGAAGGGAGUAAAAUCCUUCCAAAUCACACUUUUUGCGCCCCCGAAUCAGGGGAUUUGAAAAGGAGGGGAGGAAAUGUGACUCUUGAUAUUUAAUUAACUAAUAUAUUUAUUAAAAUAUCCUAAAUUUUAUUUUAUUAUUUCUUAUUUUCUU
Molecule: messenger RNA, 5848 nt
Organism: Vicia villosa (hairy vetch)
Lineage: Eukaryota; Viridiplantae; Streptophyta; Magnoliopsida; Fabales; Fabaceae
Product: F-box/FBD/LRR-repeat protein At3g52680-like
Exons: 8
Coding region: 338-1525 (395 amino acids)
Molecular function (GO): protein binding
Source: RefSeq, a predicted model, not a curated record